This is a messenger RNA of Triticum aestivum (bread wheat), 1169 nucleotides long. Its product is annotated as NAC domain-containing protein 90-like. The record is from RefSeq and is a predicted model, not a curated record. Gene Ontology annotation, biological process: regulation of DNA-templated transcription. The coding region runs from base 1 to 780 and encodes 259 amino acids. Gene Ontology annotation, molecular function: DNA binding. The transcript has 3 exons. Lineage: Eukaryota; Viridiplantae; Streptophyta; Magnoliopsida; Poales; Poaceae.
AUGGCCGAGCUGCCUCCCGGGUACCGCUUCUACCCUACCGAGGAGGAGCUGGUGCGCUUCUACCUCCGGCACAAACUCGACGGCAGCCGCCGCGCCGACAUCGAGCACGUCAUCCCCGUCGUGGACGUCUGCUCCCUCGACCCAUGGCAGCUCCCAGAGGUGCACCGGGGCGCCGGCCACGGGGAGCCGUGGUUCUACUUCUGCGCACGGCAGGACCGGGAGGCGCGGGGCGGCCGGCCGAGCCGCACGACGCCCUCCGGGUACUGGAAGGCGGCGGGCACGCCAGGCUUGGUCUACUCCGCCGCUGGCCGCCCCGUCGGGACCAAGAAGACCAUGGUGUUCUACCGCGGCCGCGCGCCGGCCGGGGCCAAGACCAAGUGGAAGAUGAACGAGUACAGGGCCCUUGAGGAAGACGGUGUGGAUGCCGAUGCCGAUGGCGCCGCUCCGGCAGCAAACCCUGUGUUCCAGGUGCGGAGCGAGUUCAGCUUGUGCCGGCUAUACACAAGUUCAGGCAACAUGCGGCAGUUCGACCGCCGGCCAUGCACUACCUUCGCCGGAGGCAGCCGCGCGUCGUCGUCGUCCGCCGCGCCUGCAUGGCCGAAUGAAGACGUUGAAGUGGGAAGGGGUCAGAAGAGGAAAAGGCAUGCAGCUAACGACAAUACGUCGUCUAGCCACGCUUACCGCCCCGUGCAGCAGCAGCAGCAGGAGAUGCAGGGAGGCGCCGAUGAGGUGCUCGCCGACGACAUGACCGAUUGGGCAGAGCUUUUGAACUGGAUCUAAGAGAUGGAUAACGAGGGUAGAGUGUUGCCUAGUGGCAGUAGGAUUACUCAGAUACAAUCCUCUCUCACUAGUAUACUGAACUUUUAUGAUGCGGUAAUCCAUUUUUGAGCCCGGGCUCAGCUGCACCCACCCCGACGAAACAAAUCAAAACAAAUAUUAGAAAAUUUCAAAAAAUUCGAUUUUUUUGUGUGAUAGAUAUUUUGAUGCGUGAGCUCCGCUCCAGUUUUCAAAUCAUUUGGACAUCUGAAACUCUUUGCAAAAAAGACAAAUCCGGGGUCUGUAAAAAUGUUUACUGUUCACGCACUGUUCUGACCCGAUUUGUCUUUUUUGCUGAGAGCUACUCAGAUGUCCAAAUGCUCUAAAAAUUGGAACGAACCUCACGCAUCAAA